CACUUGUCAUUUUUCUUCAAGCAACUUGAUGAUUUGAAGAUUCGCAGUUCGCACUUUAAUAAUUAAUCGUAAAUCAUUUUUUCGUCUUCUUUUGGCCAUAACUAAAUCAAAAUGUCGACAGAAAAUUCGCCGGUGAAGCCUUCUCAAUCGCCUAGCGCUGUGGAAACUCUGGACGACUUCGAGAAUCAAGAUACAUUGUUGAAACACGUCGACAUAUCGAUCGUGGAGUCGGAGAAGCGCGCUAACGGCACACUACACGUGCGUGACCAUUAUACCGUCUACCUGAUCGAUCUCAAGGUCACCAACCCAGAGUACAAGCUGGUGCAGUCAAAAAUCAGCACAAUUUGGAGACGCUACACGGAGUUCGAGCAGAUUCACGACUACCUCCAAGUCACCUAUCCUCAUGUUGUCAUUCCACCGUUACCAGAAAAACGGGUGCUAUACGCGUGGCGUAAAUCCGACACAACCGACCCAGAGUUUGUGGAGCGCCGCCGUGCGGGACUCGAGAACUUUCUGCUGCGGGUCGCGUCACACCCGAGGCUUUGCUUCGACGAUCAGUUCAUCAACUUCUUGCAGCAGGAGCAUGGCUGGCGGGAGACCAUCACGGAGAGCGGUUACAGAUUACAGGCAGAAAAUAAGCUGAAAUCAUUGUCAGUGUCAAUAAGACUGAAAAAACCAGACCCAGAGAUUGACAGCGUCAAGAACUACGGCCGGCAACUCGAAACAAAUCUAGGCAACUUUCUGUAUACUAGGUCAAAAAUUAUGGAGAAGAACUAUGCCCUGUGUAAACUGCAUGCUAACUAUGGGAAAUUAUUCAGUGAAUGGAGUGUGAUAGAGAAAGAAAUGGGAGAUGGCUUGCAGAAGGCUGGACAUUAUUUUGAUUCAAUAGCAGACAGCAUAGACUCAGUAGCGGAAGACGAGGAGCAACUAGCCGACCAGUUAAAGGAGUAUUUAUUCUACGCAGGCGCAUUGCAGCAGCUGUGCGCUAACCACGAGGCGCUGCAACGCGCGUUAGAGUUGGCGCACGACACACUCAACAACAGAAUAGCGGAACGCAACCGCGCCGCGGCCGGCAAGUCGGGGCUACUGUCGCGCCUUUUCGGCACCACCGAUCCUGACAUCGUGCGCGACCAGGCCACGCGCGCGCUCGACGCCAAGAUACACGACGACCGCGCCGCGAUACAGGCUGCGCAGAGAGACCUCGAGGAGUUUACGAAGAAAGCGGCGGUAGAAAUAGAACAUUUCCAGAAGCAAAAAGACAAAGACAUCCACGAGUCCUUAGUGGCCUUCAUCACGCUACAGGUCAAAGCUGCGAAAAAGAAUCUUCAAGCAUGGACGCAAAUAAGAGAGUGUCUACAAAACAUGCCCUGAGCGUGGUCACCUGUAUCGUGGCAUCUUCUACUUUCCAAGUGUGCACAGAAGCGUGAAGGCACUUUAUUUAGAGGCAAGUUAAUUUUAAUGAACACUAGAAAAACCAUGUACAGUUAGCGUGGAAAACAUGCAUGUAGCUUUACCAUGAGUUUACGUUAAACGUCAUCGGUGACUCCAAAAAUCUAUGAAGAUAGUUUAUUACAGUAACCGCUAGGGGCACUGUACAAUCUGUCACACAUUUCUUGUCAUUUUUACGUUGUCCCUAAUGAGCACACCUAAUGUAAACUCAUGGUAAGCACACUGAACCCUGUGAAAAAGACAAUUGGUUGGUAACAGAUUUAUAUUGGAGGACAUUUUAAGUGAGUGCGCGUGGGGACCGCUUUUAUAGCUUUCAAUUGUCAGAUAGUAAGUAUUAUACGAAGAAAAAGUCUAUGGCAUAUUAUUAUUACGGUCUCCCAAUGAUAAUCGAUUUUCCUGUAA
This is a messenger RNA of Ostrinia nubilalis (European corn borer), 1851 nucleotides long. RefSeq names its product sorting nexin-4-like. NCBI's taxonomy places the organism in Eukaryota, Metazoa, Arthropoda, Insecta, Lepidoptera, Crambidae. Gene Ontology annotation, molecular function: phosphatidylinositol-3-phosphate binding. The transcript is spliced from 10 exons. Gene Ontology annotation, biological process: protein transport; positive regulation of autophagosome assembly. The coding region runs from base 112 to 1371 and encodes 419 amino acids. The record is from RefSeq and is a predicted model, not a curated record. Gene Ontology annotation, cellular component: plasma membrane; early endosome membrane; SNARE complex.